ACAAAAGAGGCUCCAACAACAACAACGGCUGCUCCCACUACGACCACAGCUGCUCCAACUACAACCACAACUUCUCCCACUACGACCAUAGCGGCUCCAACUACAACCACAGCUCCCCGUAAAACUACCACAGAGAAUCCAACAGCAACCAGUGCUUCUCCCACUACGACCACAGCUGCUCCCACUACAACCAAAGCUUUCCCUACAACUACCACAGAGGUUCCAACAACAACCACAGCUGUUCCGUCUACAACAACCACAGCUUAUCCCACUACAACCACAGCUGAACCUACAACUACGGCUUCCCAAACAACUACCAAAGAGUUUCCAACAACAACAGCCGCUCCUACUACAACAUCAGCUGCACCUAUAAUAGCAACACGGGCUCCAAAAACAACAGCCGCUCCUACUACAACAUCAGCUGCACCUACAACUACAACAGAGAAUCCAACAACAACCACAGCUGCAUCUACAACUAAAACAGGUGCUCCCACUACAACCAGAGCUACACCUACAACUACAAAUGAGGCUCGAACAACAACAACGGCUAAUCCCACUACGACCACUGCUGCUCCAACUACAACCACAACUUCUCCCACUACGACCAUAGCUGCUCCAACUACCACCAGAGCAACCCGUAAAACUACCACAGAGAAUUCAACAGCAACCAGUGCUUCUCCCACUACGACCACAGCUGCCCCUACAACUACCACAGAGGUUCCAACAACACCCACAGCUGUUCCGUCUACAACAACCACAGCUUAUCCCACUACAACCACAGCUGAACGUACAACUACAGCUUCCCAAACAACUACCACAGAGGCUCCAACAACAACAGCCGCUCCUACUACAAUAUCAGCUGCACCUAUAAUAGCAACAAGGGCUCCAAAAACAACAGCCGCUCCCACUACAACAUCAACUGCACCUUUAAUAGCUACAGAGGCCCCAACUACAACCACAGCUGCUCCAACUACAACCACCGCUCCCCGUAAAACUACCACAGAGAAUCCAACAGCAACCAGAGCUUCUCACACUACGACCAGAGCUGCUCCAAAUACAACCACAGCUUCUCCCACUACAACAACAGCUGCACCUCCAAAUUCCCCAACAACUACCAAAGAGGCUCCAACAACAACAGCCGCUCCUAUUACAACAUUAGCUGAAUCUAUAAUACCAACAGAGACCCCAACUACAACCACAGCUUCUCCCACUACAACCACAGCUGCAUCUACAACUACAACAGAGAAUCCAACAACAGCGGCUGCUCCCACUACGACCACAGCUGCUCCCACUACAACCGCAGCUGCAGCUACAACCACAACAGAGGCUUCAACAACAACCACAGCUGCUCCCAGUACAACCACAGCCACCCCAACAACUACCACAGCUUUGAAACCAACAACCACAGUUUCUCCAACUACUACCACAGCUGCUCCCACUACAACCACAGCCGCCCCAACAACGACAACAGUCGCCCCUACUACAACCACAGAUGCACCUACAAGUACAACAGAGUCUCCAACAAUGACAACAGCCGCUCCUACUACAACCACAGCUGCCCCAACAAAUAUCACAGAGGCACCAACAACAACCACAGCUGCACCAACAACUACAAAAGCUGCUCCGAUUACAACCACAGUUGCCCCUACAACAACCACAGCUGCUCCUACUACAACCACAGCUGCUCCUCCUACAACCAUAGCUGACCCUACAAGUACCACAGCUGCCCCUACAACUACCACAGCAUAUUUUACAAGUAUCGCAACAGCCCCAACCUCUCUAUCACAUUCAACUACAUCCACAACCAAAAUAGCUAUCCCUGCGACACAAACUUCUAGCACUACCAGAUUUACCACCAGUAGCACAGGUGCAUCAACAGAACCCCCUCAACAAAAUGAGGGUUACCUCUUUCUGAGGAUGCGUUUGGUGCGGGUUUUCGUAAUUGAAUAUAACAACCCAAAGUCGUCGCAAUAUCAAGAACUGGCUGCCAAUGUCACAGCUGAGCUGAAUCGGGGAUACAGGAAGCGGUACCCUUUCACUUUCCUGAGAUGCAUAAUUCUUGGAUUUUGGCCUGGGUCAGUGGGUGUCACAGCCAAUUUAAUAUUCCAGAAUGAGAGUGCAGUUCCAAACAUCACCAGUGCAGAAGACUCAUUAAAAACGGCUUUAAAUGAAUCCCUGGUUUUCCUGAAUGUUAUCACUGGCAGUAUUGUUGCAGCUGAACCAACUGCCUCCAGUACUGUAACUCCUACAACUGUGGAGGCAAGUAAUUCCACAGUAGCAUCUACAACCACAAGUAGAGCUGCAAGUACCAGUACAACAACACAAACAGCUCAAACUGCCACAGAACUCACCACCAGCAGUGCAAUGGCAAGGAGCAGACCUGUAGAUAUGGUCACUUUUCUACUACCAAUCACUUGAAUCAACUUUCUGUUCAUUUUGAUGUAGAUCUUUUUAGACUUUUCAGGCCCUUUUCUUCAUAUUUACAUUUACAUUUAGUCAUUUAGCAGACGCUCUUAUCCAGAGCGACUUACAGUAAGU
Hypomesus transpacificus is the source of this 2538-nucleotide messenger RNA. RefSeq names its product mucin-5AC-like. The transcript is spliced from 5 exons. The record is from RefSeq and is a predicted model, not a curated record. The annotation marks the transcript as partial. NCBI's taxonomy places the organism in Eukaryota, Metazoa, Chordata, Actinopteri, Osmeriformes, Osmeridae.